UGUAACAAUUAAAUUAGAUUAUUUAAUAGAAUUCUAAUUGUUUUCAUUUCCGUUUAAAUUUAUAGACAAUUUAAUGUGAUUCUCAUUUCUUUUUGACUCCUAUUCAAAGUCAAAGUUUAACACUUUUGCCUCGUUUCAAUUAUUUGCAAAUUCAUUGUUGUUGAUUGUCAAUCAAUUGGAUUUUUUUUAUUCUCUUUUGUAAUUAUUUAUCUUUGAUUAUCUGAUCUUUAAUCACUUUCAUUUGGGUUUAUAUUGGAUAAUUAUGUCUUCAUUUUAUAAUGUAAACAUUAUCGAAGAGAUUACUAAACAUCGUAAGACCAAACCGAGUAAUCAACAUGAGCUGUUAAUGGUUCACACUCUUUCAUCUGAUCAAAAGAUGUUCAAUUUUUAUAAAAAUUCCGACUUGGUGGCGAAGAUUAAACAAGUCGUUCCAAUCACCGAACUGUCCAACAAAUGUACACAGCGAAUGUUAUCUAUGCAAUCAGCGAAUACCAAUUGUUCCGAAACGAUCGAUAAUCAGAAACCGUUAGAAAGUCGAGAUGUGUUUUUCCUUCUUCUUCUCGAAUGGUUUAAAACAGAAUUUUUUACUUGGUUCGAUUCGGGUUAUUGUACAUCGUGUGAAAUUCCCAUGAAAUUAUCUAGUCGUCGACCUGCGGAUGGAGAAGAGGCCAGUUGGCUUGCGAGUAACGUUGAAGUUUAUACUUGCUCUAAAUGCCAGGCAAUAGAAAAUUUCCCUCGAUAUAAUCACCCGAUUAAAUUGUUAGAAACUCGAAAAGGACGAUGUGGUGAAUGGCGAAAUUGUUUCUCCGCGAUAUGUGUCACCUUUAAUUAUACCAUUCGUUUGGUUACCGAUUUUCAAGAUCAUGUUUGGAAUGAGAUUUACUUGGACUCUCAGAAACGAUGGAUACACUUUGAUUGUUGCGAAAAUGUAUUCGACACUCCGUUAAUGUACGAAGUGGGCUGGGGCAAGAAGCUAAUCUAUUGUAUUGCCUCCUCUCAAUACGAAUGUCAAGAUGUUACCAUGCGAUAUACUCGAGACCAUCUUAGUGUUUUGGACAGACGACAAGGUCGAUGUCGACCUGAUUGGCUCAAUUAUUAUCUUUUACAUAUAUCGUCUAAACUGCAACGAAAGUGUGACGAGAGCUUAAAGUUGAAACUUCUUAAUCGUCGAUUCGCUGAACUUUCAUCGUUAAUUGUCAUUCCAGGGAUGGAGAAAAAGUUGAAAGAAAAUGAGAAGCAAAGUCGCACCUCGGGAUCAAUUGCUUGGCGAGUCGCUCGUGGUGAAUGUUCAACUAAUCAAUCAUCUCAUGUAAUUAGAUUUAACAAGCAUACAAAUGAUGACUCACAUCGAUUUACUUAUCAAUCAGUUUUGGACAUUUACCUUACUGAUGGUGACAAAUUAUCGGGUUGGUCAAGUGCGACUUUUUCUUGUGAAAAUAUUUAUAAAAAAGUUGAAAGGGAUUGGAAAAUGACCUACCUUUGCCGACGAGAGAAUAGUAAUUGUUUGGAAAAAGGUUUUCUAACCUACAAAUUUGACGUUCGUUUCGAUUGGACUUUCCUAAUGGUCAAAAUUGAUUCAAAGACCUAUGAGACUGGUCAAAUUUCCGCUAGACUGACCAGUGAACCAAAAUCUGUUGAUAUUCCGUUGAAACUUGAUGAGAUAAAUUCACUGAAUCGAUCCGAUUUCACCAAAGAAAUUGAUUAUCUUUUGAUGACCAUCACUUUGUCCGGAGGUUCGGGUGACAUUGGUUGGCAACAAGCUCAACUUUUCCGUAAAUCAACAUUAGGUACACAAGACGAUUACUCAUUAGACGUAAUCUUUACUAAAUAAUCAACAAUUAACUAUAGAUUAUUGAUCAACUUUCACCCGAAAUUAAAAGUGAUCAACAAAACGAUUCAAUCGUAACCAAUUCGAAUCCCGUUCAAUUGUGAUAACCUUUAUCAAAGCUAAAUCAUUGUUUAUCGCUGAUCCAUUUUCCUUAACACAAUCAAAUAAUUUUUCAUAAAAUCGCAAUUUGUUAAUUGUUAACAAUCAAACAAAAUGGAUCAGUAAAUAAAAAGAUAUUUAAAAUACUCGA
Molecule: messenger RNA, 2078 nt
Organism: Panonychus citri (citrus red mite)
Lineage: Eukaryota; Metazoa; Arthropoda; Arachnida; Trombidiformes; Tetranychidae
Gene: Pngl
Product: peptide-N(4)-(N-acetyl-beta-glucosaminyl)asparagine amidase-like
Exons: 1
Coding region: 263-1831 (522 amino acids)
Biological process (GO): protein deglycosylation; glycoprotein catabolic process; protein quality control for misfolded or incompletely synthesized proteins
Cellular component (GO): cytosol; nucleus; cytoplasm
Molecular function (GO): peptide-N4-(N-acetyl-beta-glucosaminyl)asparagine amidase activity
Source: RefSeq, a predicted model, not a curated record